Leptopilina heterotoma is the source of this 3370-nucleotide messenger RNA. Its product is annotated as sentrin-specific protease 1-like. Gene Ontology annotation, molecular function: deSUMOylase activity. Gene Ontology annotation, cellular component: nucleus. The transcript is spliced from 4 exons. The record is from RefSeq and is a predicted model, not a curated record. The coding region runs from base 472 to 2388 and encodes 638 amino acids. Gene Ontology annotation, biological process: protein desumoylation. NCBI's taxonomy places the organism in Eukaryota, Metazoa, Arthropoda, Insecta, Hymenoptera, Figitidae.
AGUCAAACCUAACCUUAAAUUUCAUUGUUUGCCGAACUUCAAUUGCGAAGUUAAUAAAAGUUAAUCAGAACUCAGUUAAAAUCAGGCGUUUCAAAUAUUUAAUUAAUAUCCUAUACAUGUUCCUUUAGUUGUAAAUCUUUUAGCAAUAAAGAUAAAAGUUUACUUUGAAUGCAAACAGGAAAAAGAAGAAAAACGGUUAACUGUGGAAGAAGGCGGGUGUUUCCCAAGUCAUUCUGUUAGCGUGCGAUAAAAAUGUUUACGCUAAAAUUUGAGAAAAUUUUAUGUGAACUGAACAGCAAAUAUUUCUGACAUUCGAACAUUAUUUUUAAUGAUCAUCGCAAACUGUGGUGAUUGAAAGUAUCAUGUUUUCGUCGACAAUUGAGUAACCUGAGAAGCAUUAGUGAAUGGAAUUAGUGAAUUUGAAAAGGAAUAAUCAACAAAUAGUUGUCCCUAUGAUCACUUCAGGUGGUCAUGAUGAAUAUGGUAAACAACGUGUUUGAUUUUAUUCGUAACAUAUUUACGUGGGCAGAUAGAAACCAAAGAAAACGUGCAGCAAACGAUUCACUUCCCUUUGAACAGGAAAUAAUAAGUAAUAAACGCUUUCGUUACGGUGAUCCACUAUUUGGCAAUGAAUUAUUCCUAAACGUUCAACACGAUGAAAAUAAUGAGAAUGCCGAGAAUGAUGAUAUGGAAAUCAUCGCAGAAUUUCAUUCAAGUCCGUUAAGAUCAUUCAGCCAAAUGAACAACAAUCGAAGAAACAAACGUCGUUCACUACCAGCUUCGAAAGCAAAUUCAUAUCGUAAUAAUCCACCGGCCCAAUCAUCGUAUCAUUAUUGUAAUAAUAAUUCCGAAAUGGGUUGCAGUCGUGGUAGAGGACAGACCAAUAAUGCAGUUGCCGAUUCACAUAAUUCGACAUUGGUCAGGACUCAUCGUCUUCAGGAGAAACAACAGUAUGGUGAGCUGUUGCAAAAUUUUGUUCCUCAACGUAGGAAUGUUAUGCGCAGUGAACCUGAAAAAAAUCAUGUUUCUUCUAUAGAGGUGAUUGAACUCGACAAAAGUGAUGAGUCUCAAACCUCGCAAAAAUCCAUUCCAGUUCAAAAGAGGCAAAUCAACACGUCCUGGCGAUAUGGCAGGGGUAAGCAGAAUUUCCUUCCUCAACGUUGGAAUUUUUCAGAAAGUGAAUCAACGGUUAAAAAUCAUGUUUCUCCCAUAGACGUCAUUGAACUCGAUAAAAAUGAGGAACCACAUUUCUCACAAAAAUCCAUUCCAGCUCAAAAGAGGCAAAUCUACACACCUUGGAGAUGUGAUAGAGGUAGAAAUUAUUCCGGCGGUAGGAGUCGAAAUUCCUUACCGUCAAAUAUUUCCAGGAUUCAAAUCGAAAAAGAGGAACCGGUGGUUCAAUCUGCUUUUGCUGUCGGCAAAGAUAAAACACAAGGAAACGCAAUGCCCCUGAAAGUGUUGCAAACAAAUACAUUGCGCGAGGCACUUGCAUCGAAAUCCGUAUUGAAAAAGGACCUGGUGCCACAAAUCGCAAAGCGACAUGACGAAAGAAUAAAGCAACAACUCCGUGAAGCCGAGGAAUUAAAACGCCGAGCAAAUCUUCUGUCCGAUGCAAAUCGCAUGACCCGGGAAUUGUCACUCGACGAGCAAUUGGCACGCACAUUAAAAUUAUGCAAAGAAGUUUAUGAUGAUAGAGAAAUUCCCGAUGAAGAGCCAUUGCCAACACUCACCGAUGGAAUGCUUCACGAGGUGAAAAACGCGCUGGCGCCCCGUUCCUCAAACGACGUUCUUGCCGAAGGUUUCGGCUUGAGAAUAACACGCAAGGAUAUACAAACACUCGCCGGUCUCAAUUGGCUCAAUGACGAAGUCAUUAAUUUCUACAUGAACCUUCUCAUUGAACGCGGCAAUAAUGAGAAAUUCCCCACAGUUCACGCAAUGAAUACAUUCUUUUAUCCAAAAUUAUUAUCAACCGGUCAUUCAUCAUUGAAACGAUGGACAAGGAAAAUUGACAUUUUCGCCAAAGACAUUGUUGUUGUGCCAAUUCAUCUUGGUAUUCAUUGGUGUAUGUCAAUAAUAGACUUUAGAGAUAAGACAAUUAAAUAUUUCGACAGUAUGGGAAGUGCAAAUCCCAAAUGUCUUGUGGCACUUCGUAAAUAUUUGGAGGAUGAGAGUAUUGAUAAAAAGAAGAAAUCAUACGACACAAGCGACUGGAAACUCGAUAGCGUCAAAGAUAUUCCACAGCAAAUGAAUGGCAGUGAUUGUGGCGUAUUUUCGUGUAUGUUCGCCGAAUUUAUUUGCGCCAAGAGAAAUAUCACUUUUACACAACAGGAUAUGCCCUAUUUUAGAAAUAAAAUGGCUUACGAAAUUCUUAAGGGCAAACUCUUGUGAUCACGAUAAAAUAAGUUUUCAUUAAAUCGCGAGUAAAAUGUCUCUACAAAAAUAUAAUAUGAAACGAAUACCGGAGUUAUGAGUAAAAAACAAAUAUUUUUUAUUCAAAAAAAAUGUGAUGUAUUUCUUCUAAUUCCCAAGUAUUUACGAAUAUAUUUUCUGUUCACAAAAAAAAUGUCUAAUUGUUAAGUUUCGUCGAUAUUUCCGCAAUGAAGAAAUCAUAACAAGUUUGUUUCGAUUUCUAUAAAACUGUAAAAAUGCUCGAUUACUUAAAGUAUAUUAAUUAAAUUCCUAAAAAUAAUUUUCUCAAUGUUUUUCAUUUUAGAAGUGGCAAUUUUGUAAAGAAAAUGUGCCACUUCUCUUUAUAAAUUAUAUCAUUUAAAGAAUUUAAAGAGAAUAUUAAACAAAUAUAAUAUUAAUUUAAAUUUAAAAAUUUUAAUUAAAUGCUAAAAAGUGAAAAAAAAUUGACGACGAACUACUUCCAAUUUAACUUUAAAGAAGAAGAAAAAGGAUAAUAAUGAAUUUAUGGUAAUUUAUAAAAUGAGUAAUAACAAUAAAAUAAAUAAAAUAAAAUAAUUUUUGUGAAAAAUAAUUACUGAUUAUUAUUUUUCAUUUCUUUAUUUAUACAAUUAUUUUAUUAUAAUAUAUAUUUGUAUAUAUACGUUUGUGUGUGUAAUGGUAAUGUUGCAUAGAAAUUAUGUUUGACACAAUUUUGGCGGAUAGAUUGGCUAUGUUGAAGUUUCAAUACCUUCAAGACUCUCGCAACAAUCUGUGACUAUCAUUCAUCACACACUCUACUUCUUUUGUCUUUUUAAUUUUUUUGAUUAAAAUCAACGGGAGCCUCUAUGCUUAAAUAAUAAUUCUCUUUUUCAUACCCGCAGACCUAAGACCUCUCUCUCUCAUUUAUAAAUGUUUGAAGGAAAAAGAAUUAUAAAUUACAAAUUUCUUUUACAAUUUAUAAAUAAUAAAUAGAUUAUUUAAA